Messenger RNA from Nerophis ophidion (straightnose pipefish), 2440 nucleotides. RefSeq names its product RNA cytidine acetyltransferase-like. The transcript is spliced from 21 exons. The record is from RefSeq and is a predicted model, not a curated record. Gene Ontology annotation, cellular component: nucleolus; 90S preribosome. Gene Ontology annotation, biological process: rRNA acetylation involved in maturation of SSU-rRNA. Bases 125 to 2425 code for a protein of 766 amino acids. NCBI's taxonomy places the organism in Eukaryota, Metazoa, Chordata, Actinopteri, Syngnathiformes, Syngnathidae. Gene Ontology annotation, molecular function: 18S rRNA cytidine N-acetyltransferase activity; tRNA binding; ATP binding.
GAUGACGUCACGGAGGGGUCCUUCAUGAAGCCUGCCUGGCUGCACGUGAGAGUGUCCACAAGAUGCCUGCUCACUUGUAGACUGUGGCGACGAUUCUAGAGACUUUUUAUCGACAAAGGAAAAAAUGGCAACUGUUCGCAAGAAGGUUGACAACAGGAUUCGUGUGCAAAUAGAGAAUGGCGUGGCUCUGCAGCAUCGCACCAUGUUUGUGGUGGUGGGAGACCAAGGGAGGAAUCAGGUGGUGAUUCUGCAUCACAUGCUGUCCAAAGCCAGCGUCCGAGCACGGCCGUCUGUUCUGUGGUGCUACAAGAAAGAACUGGCCUUCAGCAGUAAUCGUAAGAAGCGGAUGAAGCAGCUGCAGAAGAAAAUCAAAACUGGCACCCUGAAUCUGAACCAGGAUGACCCUUUUGAGCUUUUUGUCGCCGCCACCAACAUCCGCUACUGUUACUACAACGAGACACACAAGAUACUUGGAAACACCUUCGGCAUGUGCGUCAUACAGGACUUUGAAGCUCUCACUCCCAACCUUUUGGCCAGAACUGUUGAGACGGUUGAAGGCGGUGGUAUCGUGGUCAUUUUACUACGCACCAUGAACUCACUUAAGCAGCUGUAUACAAUGACCAUGGAUGUGCAUGCCCGUUACAGAACCGAGGCCCAUCAGGAUGUGGUUGGAAGGUUCAAUGAGAGGUUCAUUCUGUCCCUUGCGUCUUGCAAAAACUGUGUGGUUAUUGACGACCAACUCAACAUUCUGCCCAUUUCCAGCCACAUGGCCAACAUCAAACCUGUUCCUCCAAAGACACAGGAGGACGGUUUGUCUCCACAAGAAGAGGAGCUGAAGGACCUGAAGGAGUCUCUUCAGGACACUCAACCUGUGGGAGUUUUGGUGGAGAAAUGCAAGACCAUGGACCAGUCCAAAGCAGUACUGAAAUUCAUCGAAGCCAUCUCAGAGAAGACACUCAGGAGCACCGUGGCUCUGACGGCUGCUCGUGGCCGUGGCAAAUCUGCAGCCCUGGGACUCGCUGUCGCCGGAGCCGUGGCUUUUGGCUACUCCAACAUCUUUGUAACCUCACCAAGCCCAGACAACCUCCACACCAUGUUUGACUUCAUCUUUAAAGGCUUUGAUGCUCUUCAGUAUCAGGAGCAUCUGGACUACGAGAUCAUCCAGUCGCUAAAUCCCGAAUUCAACAAGGCAGUUGUGAGGGUGAACAUCUUUAAAGAGCACAGGCAGACCAUUCAGUACAUCCAUCCGGGCGAUGCCGUCAAACUGGGCCAGGCUGAACUUCUGGUCAUUGAUGAAGCUGCAGCCAUCCCAUUACCGCUCGUCAAGAACCUUCUGGGACCAUAUCUGGUUUUUAUGGCCUCCACCAUCAAUGGCUAUGAAGGCACAGGUCGCUCCCUCUCCCUCAAACUGAUCCAGCAGUUGAGACAGCAGAGUGCAGACAGCCAGCAGAGCAUGUCCGCAGAGAACAGAAACACCAACACAGCCAGGCUAGCAGCAGCUCGUACUCUACAUGAAGUCAGCCUCCACGAAUCCAUUCGGUACGCACCAGGCGACGCGGUAGAGAAGUGGCUGAAUGACGUGCUCUGCCUGGACUGUCUGAACAUUCCCAGGCUCAUAACCGGUUGUGCACUUCCACAAACGUGUGAUCUGUAUUACGUAAACAGAGACACACUCUUUUGCUACCAUAAGGCAUCUGAGGUCUUCCUGCAGAGACUGAUGGCCCUCUAUGUGUCGUCCCAUUACAAGAAUUCCCCCAACGACCUGCAGAUGUUAUCUGACGCUCCGGCCCAUCAUCUCUUCUGUCUUCUGCCGCCUGUUCCUCCCACGCAGAAUUCUCUGCCUGAGGUCCUUGCUGUGGUGCAGGUGUGUCUCGAGGGAGAAAUAUCCCGACAGUCCAUCCUUAACAGUCUCUCCAGAGGGAAGAGAGCAUCGGGCGAUCUCAUUCCAUGGACUGUGUCAGAACAGUUCCAAGAUCCUGAUUUCGGUGGCCUGUCUGGAGGCAGGGUGGUGCGGAUCGCUGUGAACCCCGAAUAUCAAAGGAUGGGCUAUGGUUCGCGAGCGCUCCAGCUGCUGCAGAUGUACUACGAGGGCAAGUUUCCCACUCUUGAUGAGAACGACACCAAGAACAACGAAAUUACCUCAGUCAGCAGUGAGGCAGUCACGCUCCUGGAGGAGGUGGUUACUCCACGUAAGGAACUCCCGCCUCUCUUGCUGAAGCUGAGUGAGAGACCAGCUGAGCGACUGGACUAUUUAGGAGUCUCCUACGGCCUCACCACACAUCUGCUCAAGUUCUGGAAGAAAGCAGGUUAUACUCCAGUCUACUUAAGACAAACACCUGUAAGUUAUCUAUUUUUUUUCUCUUUCUACUUCUUAAGUCAACAAGAUAUGUUCCAAAAUGCACACUUCACCCACUCUGCUCUUUAAAGCAUUUUCCACCAC